Messenger RNA from Rhopalosiphum padi (bird cherry-oat aphid), 1659 nucleotides. Its product is annotated as NADH-cytochrome b5 reductase 2. Gene Ontology annotation, molecular function: oxidoreductase activity; FAD binding. NCBI's taxonomy places the organism in Eukaryota, Metazoa, Arthropoda, Insecta, Hemiptera, Aphididae. The coding region runs from base 348 to 1277 and encodes 309 amino acids. The transcript has 7 exons. Gene Ontology annotation, cellular component: mitochondrion. The record is from RefSeq and is a predicted model, not a curated record.
UCUGUGAGCCGAUAUUAGGCGGACCGGUCAAAAAUCUAAGUUUUUGGAUAUCCACCAAUUUCAGUACAUUUGUCGUAUAUAUUUAUAAUAGUCGUUAAUUUUUUUCAAUUUGUUAUAAUCCCGCUUUAACGAACGUCCAUUCCGUUUGAAUAAGAUGUAGUUCGUUAAACCAGCGGUGCACGUUAUAUCAUAUUCUAUUAUCUUAUCGAUUUAAUUUUGUUUUUUUUCUACAACUACAAUAUACGCCAUUCCGUAAAAUUAUUUAAUAAUUUUAAUUUCAUCAACCUUGAAUUACGUGUACAAUAAAGGCAGAGUAUACUAUUUCAAAUCUGCAUCAAUAAGACACAAUGGGCAUUCUUGAUGAUCUCAGCGUUUCUUCAGUGUUAGUUGGACUUGGGAUUGUUGUAACUACUGGUUUUGCUAUAUCAGCAUUUGUAGCCAAUUUCCAAAAGAAAAGUCAAAAAAAAAGAACUUUAGUGGAUUCAAAUACAAAGAUUCCAUUGCCACUUAUUCAAAAACAUAUAAUUAGUCAUGACACACGAAGAUUUAGAUUUGAAUUGCCAUCAAAAAAUCAUAUUCUUGGUUUACCUAUAGGUCAACACAUACAUUUAUCAGCGAGAAUAAACGAAGAAUUAGUUGCUCGUGCUUACACGCCAGUCAGUAGUGACAAUGAUGUUGGAUAUAUGGAUUUGGUUAUCAAGGUUUACUUUAGAGACCAAAAUCCCAAGUUCCCUGAUGGUGGUAAACUAACGCAAUAUCUCGAAAAAAUGGAAAUUGGAGAUACAAUUGAUGUCCGAGGACCUUCAGGUCGUCUUAUUUAUCAUGGUCGUGGAGAUUUUGAAAUUAAAGCUGUUAAAAGAAUAGAUCCUUCUCAUAACCUUUAUGCUAAAAAAUUAUCAAUGAUUGCUGGUGGUACUGGCAUUACGCCAAUGUUGCAGUUAAUUAGACAAGUAACUAGAGAUCCUAAAGAUGAAACCAAAUUGUCAUUACUUUUUGCCAACCAGACUGAAGAAGAUAUAUUAUUAAGAGACGAAUUAGAAGAAGCCGUUAAAAAUUAUCCAGAUCGUAUCAAGGUCUGGUAUACAGUUGAUAGACCUACUGAUGGUUGGAAGUACAGUGUUGGAUUUAUAUCAUCUGACAUGAUAUCAGAACAUCUAUAUCCACCAGCUCAAGAUACAUUGGUAUUGAUGUGUGGACCUCCUCCAAUGAUAAACUUUGCAUGUAUUCCAAAUCUUGAUAAACUUGGAUAUGAUGCUAAGUUACGAUUUUCUUAUUAAAAAUAUUAAAAAAUUAAAAAAAAUGUUAUUCAUUUAUAUUAGACCGUCCGUAAUAUUUUUGAGUUGUAUUUGUUGAUUCACAUUUUGUAAUAGAUUUUGAUCAUGGAAUGGGUAUUUGGUAUUUAAAAAACAUUUGAAACCCUUUUAUAAUGUUGCUAAUCAAUUGGUGUUAACACUUAAUUUAUGUACAAAUUGUUUAAUCUAGCUAAGCAUAAUACAAUAUAUUUAUAUAAUAUUUCUUCAAUAUAUCUAUUUUAGAAUGUACUUCAAAACAUAAACAUUUUUAAAUUCCUGUUUUGGCUUACACCAAAAAUGUAUAUAUUCUUAUAUUAUAUAUUGUAUGUGAUGUGUUUUAAUAAAGUGUUUCAUUUUGAGUAUUUAA